AUGAAAUUUAUUAAUCGAUGUUUAUAUAAGUUUUCUGUAAAUGUUAUUAGAGACUAAAUCUAUGAGUUCGACAAGAGUGCGAUUAGUUUAAGUGUUCGAAUUAAUAGCUUAAAAGAUUUCAACGAUUUUCAAAAGUUAAGAGACUUAAAAAUACAUCGAAUUAUCUAUAAUCUAAAUGAUUAAGCAGAACUAAUGGAAUUCUUGGCUGAGCAUAAUGAUGAAUGUAUUAAGAAAAUAUUCGAUCCCUCCUUUUUCAUAUUUCGUGGUGUGAGUGUAGAUGUUCCUACAAUACUGAGGGAUGGCAAUUUUAGAAAGUUAGAGCAGAAGGCAUUACUACAGAUUUGCUAACAUCUAUUUAAAUUGAAGACAGAUCAAAACAAGACACAAUUCUAAGUUUUUAUGGUAUAUAUGAUUAUUUUAUUUUUAUGCUCUAAAACACGAUGGAAACAUUAAUAAAGAGGAAGAGAGGAGUUAGAUGAUUUACAAAGCGUGAUAGAGAAUUCAUUUAAUUUUGAAGUGAAUCAUGUACUUAGUUAUAAUCCAAAAUUCACAUAUGAUUUACUAUUUAAAUUGGCAAAUUAACAGAAAACUUUGAAAAGUGUCAACUUUAACAUUUACAGAUAUGCAAAUCCUUAAUAAAGUGAAUUAGAUUAGAAUAGAGAAAUAUUGGCUACCCUUUAUUAACAUGUUGAUGAACAGUACAAUACAAUAUUUUUGAAAAACUUUAUAUUUGAAGAUAAAUUUAUCAAACAAUAGAAUUUGUCUGAAGGCAUUGUCAGUUACUCACAUUUGGUAGAUAUGCUAAAAUUGAUGCAUUUCAGAGGUUCCUUGGUCUUUGAGUAUAAUAAAAAUUUGGAAAGGAAUGUCGAAUUCAUAGACCAAUUGCUAUAAUCUAGCAAAUACAUAUUGUCUGACAAAUAUAAAUUGGGAGAAGAGCACGAGUCUCACAUUGUAGAAGGAGAUACAAUGCCACCUAUAGAUGUUUGA
Molecule: messenger RNA, 987 nt
Organism: Paramecium tetraurelia
Lineage: Eukaryota; Ciliophora; Oligohymenophorea; Peniculida; Parameciidae
Exons: 4
Source: RefSeq, a predicted model, not a curated record